Halichondria panicea is the source of this 727-nucleotide messenger RNA. RefSeq lists its product as uncharacterized. The coding region runs from base 114 to 626 and encodes 170 amino acids. NCBI's taxonomy places the organism in Eukaryota, Metazoa, Porifera, Demospongiae, Suberitida, Halichondriidae. The record is from RefSeq and is a predicted model, not a curated record. The transcript is spliced from 6 exons.
AUGCCACGUGGGUGCAGAGGUCUUGAAACAGCUUGUUACAAAAACGACCUUUGCCUGAUUCAAAAUCCAGUGUACAUUGAACAGUCUACAGGAUCUCUGGAGGAGGGUAAAAAAUGGCCGAGGGCAAGGCUGCCAGGAAGAAUCGCAAGAGACGAGACAAGAAACCGUGUGUCGGUGGUGGUUUCACGCUGGAGGAGGAGGUGCCAGGGAAGAGGCCUCCCAGCCCUCUUUUAGUAGACCCUCUGACUGACCUACAGAGACAGUUGGUCCAGGCCAAGGCUGACAAGGACCAUGACAAAGCUCAGGACCUGAGGCACAGGAUAUGGGUACUACAAGACACUCUGCAACUUGGACAACCACCGUCUAGCGCUCCGGCAGUGGAUCUCGGGGCUCUCAUCUCACACACUCCACCUAAGCAGCCCCAGGCUACAGCCUCCUCUGAUCCGACAGAGAAGAAGCUGCUCAAGCUGAGAAGGAAGAUGGAACAGAUAACUUCCCUCAAACAGAGAGUGGCCAAUGGAGAGAGCUUGGAGAGGACACAGCUACUCAAGAUAAGCACAGAAGAAGAGGUACAGGAAGAAAUAGAUAUUAUAGAGGAACUGCUCAGAACACAAUCUUUUAUUUAGAUGUAAUUUUUUAAAUGAUGUGUAACAUUUGUUGGAGCCCUAAUUCGUCAUUUUUCUCUUGCAUAAAUUUCAAUGUUACAUAAACCGUUUUCUAAUGACAA